GGUUCAUGAAUCCACUGCCUCCGUCUCUCUUUCUCUCUCUCUCUCUCUCUCUCUCUCUCUCUCUCUCUCUCUCCAGUGUUUGUGUGGGCGUGGUUUCCCAAUCUCGGCCUGAUUGUCUGCGCCAGCUGGAACCACUUAUCUUCCCUUUAUAUGUUCUGUUACCAGUGUUUCUUGUUGUCAGAUCGUUGUUUCUUCUCUGAGGUUGUGUCGUGUGUCCGUGCUCUUCUCUUGUGUGAAUUAUCUGCUGUGCUCCUUCCUACUCAUCCGGACACACUCCCCUGGUUUUCUCAGCACGUUAUGAUCGGAAGAUGCGCCCGAGUUCCUGGGUCGGAUUCCUUCUGAGUACAGUCUGUCUGUCAUGUUGCUGCUGUGAACUACAUUCAUUAAAACCAUCGUUGCUUGCAUCUUGCAUCCGCCUAUGUGUUGUAACAGAACGAUCUGACCAGACCAUGGAUGCAGCGAGUUCAACGAGUCUGACCGAAUUCCUUUCCGCAGUAUCACGAGAAUGGAUCAACAAGAGGAGAACAUCUCCAGCACAGGUCGGGCAGUACAAGCCCUUUCGACGCAGGUAUCCCAGCUGACCCAACAAUUGCAACAUCUGAGGGGUUCCGCUGCGCCACCUACACCGGCAGUUCAACCCGCCCCGCCAGAGCCGGAUUCCCAGCUAGAGCCACGGCUACCGACACCAGAGGGUUAUUCAGGUGUAUUGAAAACUAACGGAAACGAGUUAAUGGGCAAGCUGCUACUACUAUUGGAGCAGGCGGCAAAGAACUGGUCUCCCAAGAGGUUCCGAGAGUCAGACUGCACAAACUUCCAACAUCUGCAGAGAGCGCACAAGCAUGUUAAUAUCAUCUUCCGCCCAGCAGGGGAGUGUGGGCCUGUGGUAGCUGGUCCCCUACAAGACGGUGAGGUACCGGAGGUCCCUCCACCCCCUCUGGACAUCGAGCGGUCCCCGGCGUACACAGUACGAGCGAUUUUGGACUUGAGACGCCGGGUGAGGGGCCUGCAGUACCUCGUGGACUGGGAGGGGUACGGCCUGGAGGAGAUGUGCUGGGUACCGGGGAGGGACAUUUUAGAUCCUUCCCUCUCGAGGGAUUUCCACCGCCUCCAACCGGAUCGCCGCGCGCCUCGUCCUCCGGGUCAUCAUCGAGGCCAGGAUCGGCGCGCUGCGGGAACCGCGCGUCAGGGGGGGUACUGUCACGAAUCUCGCCGAAGAUGGUGCCUCUUCCUGUUCGGGCGGCGCUCGGCGGUCGUCGUCGCCGGCCUAUUAGCUGCCAUCGAUUCCCUUUCCGUUUGUUUGUUUAUUGGGUUUAAUUGGGUACACCUGUUUUGAGUUAGUGUUUGUUUGUAGGCUAUUUAAGGGCACUAGGCCCGCUGGGUAUUUGUGCGGGUUUGUUUCCUGUUAUCUAUGUACGAGUGUUAUCAGUAUUUUUCAGACAGUUUUUAGUCCGGUGUAUUUUUGGGACGGGUUGUUUCAUGAGCCCUGGUGUUUUGCAUGUCAUGGAUCCACUGUCUAUGGAAUAAAAUAUCCACGUACUG
Messenger RNA from Oncorhynchus masou masou (cherry salmon), 1539 nucleotides. RefSeq lists its product as uncharacterized. The record is from RefSeq and is a predicted model, not a curated record. The transcript is spliced from 3 exons. Bases 506 to 1333 code for a protein of 275 amino acids. Lineage: Eukaryota; Metazoa; Chordata; Actinopteri; Salmoniformes; Salmonidae.